Molecule: messenger RNA, 4423 nt
Organism: Bufo bufo (common toad)
Lineage: Eukaryota; Metazoa; Chordata; Amphibia; Anura; Bufonidae
Gene: CFH
Product: complement factor H
Exons: 29
Coding region: 93-4388 (1431 amino acids)
Source: RefSeq, a predicted model, not a curated record
GUCCAGUGUGCGAGUAGUCUCACUUUGGGAGAAGCUGAGACAGAAGAAGCAAUCUGCCUGAAGGACAAAUGCCCAGUUAAUGUUUAUAUAAAAUGUCUUUACUUGGAUAUGUACUUCUGCUUACAGCUGCCUUAUGCUGUACUGCAGCACCAGCAGCGCCUGACGAUUUAAAGUCAUGCAAGAAGCCAGACAGAAGGGUAGAAGCAGAACUGCUGGGUGACUGGGAAGCUGAGUCAUAUCCUGAAAAUGCUGAAGCAGUUUUCCAAUGCCGACCUGGAUAUACUCGCCUUGGAUCGAUUAAGAUGAUUUGCAAAUCAGGAAAAUGGCAAACGUAUACAAAGGGUCAAUGCAAAAAAAAAUCUUGUGGACAUCCAGGUGACAUCCCAUUUGGAUCAUUUCAGUUGAGCAAUGAGGAAUCAUUCAUUUUUGGAGCUGUUGUUCAAUACUUUUGUGAUGACGGGUAUCAGAUGGUGAGCAAAGAAACAAAGAGGCAAUGCACAGCUAGUGGUUGGAGCAAUUACCUUCCUCACUGUGAAGUUAGGAACUGUCCACCAGUUGAUGCUACAGACAAUAUUAAUGUUAUAUCCACUUCAUAUGAUGAAGAGUAUUCUGUUGGUCAAGUGAUUCGAUUUGAAUGCAAAGACCCAAAGCUUAAGCUGAAUGGACCUUCUGAGAUUUUCUGUACAUCAGAAGGAAAAUGGAAUUCGGAACCACCAACGUGUGUCGUGAUACGUUGCACAGUUCCAGUUAUAGAUCAUGGAAGUGUCCAAAAUUCAAGAAAACAAGUCUACUCAAAUAAUGAAGUGAUGCAAUUUACAUGUAAGACGGGAUUUCAAGCAAAUAGAAAUGGACAAUCUACAUGCACUAAAGAUGACUGGAUUCCUAAACCCUCUUGUGAAGAAAUACUGUGCAGUCCAUAUGAUCCUGUGGUAAAUGGAAAAUUGGUUGGAACGGAAACUCGAUACAGAUUUGGAGAUACAAUCGAUGUUCAAUGUGAAGAAGGUUAUGCUCUUCAAAUAGAGCCCAAUAGACGUCGUGAGUGCACAGCAAAUGGCUGGUCUCCAUCUACUCGCUGUGUUAGUAAAAAAUGUGACAGACCUGACAUAAAACAUGGAAUUAUUUACAAUGAUUACCAUUAUUAUUAUCCGAAAGAAGUUGGAAGAUAUUUAGAAUAUUAUUGUGAGAGCAAUUAUCAGCCAAGGGGGUGGACAAGAAUCUCCUGUACUAAGACUGGAUGGGAACCUGAACCAAAAUGCUCACGAGAAUGUUCAUAUAGAGAUGCUUAUUUUGAAAAUGCACAACUUAUAGAUCUGAAGUCAGUUUACGUGGAAGGACAUAAAGUGCAGUUCAGGUGCACAAAUAAUUAUCAAACACCAGAUGGAAAGAACUAUGGAGAAAGAACAUGUCUUCCUAAUGGAAAAUUUACUCCAGCCAAAUGUUCUGUAACAUGCACGGCUCCCCGACUUCACAAUGGGAAAUUCAACCAAAUUAAAAAUCAAUAUGAGAUUGGAGAAUUUCUGCAGUAUGAAUGCAAUAAAGGUUAUAUGACAGAAAGGAGACAUCUUUCUGGCAAAUCUCAGUGUCUUGAGGGAAGAUGGCACGAAGCUCCUCAAUGUAUACCUAUUACUUGUCAAUAUAAUCGCCAAUCAUUUAACGAUGGGGAUAUUAUUAAAUAUAGAUGUCCCUCUGGGCAAAAGCCAAGAAGUGACAUUGGCCAGUGUUAUUAUUAUGGCUGGGGUCCACCGCUGGAAUGUCAAGAUAUUGAGUGCUCCAUUCCAGAGUCUUCAAAUCUCGUACUAAGCCCUUUUGAUAAUAGUUAUAAAAUUAGAACGAAGGUAUCAUUUUCAUGCAAGGGACGCUUCGUUAGAUCUGGAUCUUUGGAAAGCGUUUGCACAGAAGGAGGCUGGAAUCCACUUUUACCCACCUGUAAAGAGGAAACAAUUGUCCAGCCGCAACCCACUGACCAACCAUCAGAUGGCAAUAAAGAGCAAGGGCAGAAACCCACUGACCCACCAGUAGAUGACAAUAAAAAGCAAGUUGAAUUUCCUACUGAACCAGAUUCGGUAUCUCCGGAUUUAAAGGAUGAGAAAGUUGAAAUUCCUACUGAACCAGAUUCUGUAGCUCCAGAUUCAAAGGAUGAGAAAGAAAAAAGACAAAAAUGUCCUAUUGCGUACAGUCCACAAAAUGCUGAAAUUAUAGAUCCAAAGGAAGAAUAUUACAGUAAUGACAUUGUUACCAUGAAAUGUGCCAGAGGAUAUAAGAUGCAUGGCUCCCCAAAAGUUCAGUGCGUUGAAGGAAAAUGGGAACAACCUCCAGAGUGCAUCCGGGCUAUACAGUGCCAGAAUCCACAGAAAAUAGAAAAUGGUAUCAUUGAAUCCUCUAACCAAGAAAUAUAUGCAACUGAUGAUGUUGUAAAAUACAUCUGCAGAUCAGGAUUUCACAUCAGUGGGUCAGAUCAAAGCACUUGCGUGAAUGGACACUGGUCAGCAUUACCAACAUGCACAGAAGAUGCAUGUGUUGAGGCUCCAAAUAUUCAACAUGGAACGGCAAUAGAAAAGAAGACAACUUUCAGCCAUGGUGAAAGAGCUAAAUAUAAGUGUGACAACGGUUUCCGGUUUAAAGAUGUAGAUGCAGCAAGUUGUGUAGAAGGACAGUGGAUGAACAUUCCAGUGUGUAUUUCAACAUCUUGUAAAUCGCUACCUAAAGUUCUGAAUUCCAAACUUAAAGGAGGAACUAAAUCCAGUUAUGCAUCUGGUGAAAAAGUUACUUAUGAGUGUAAUUCUGGUUAUUCCCUGGAAAGAUCAGGAGAAGCACAAUGUGACAACACAAAUUGGAUUAAUAUACCAGUGUGCAGAAGAACUGGAGAGCAGUGUGGUCCACCACCAACUGUGCAAUAUGGAGACACUGUGGAGAUUAGAAAAGUUGGCUAUAGAUCUGGUGAAAAGGUGGAAUUUAGAUGCCCAGAAUAUUAUAUUCUUGACGGAAAUAGGUUUGUCACAUGUUUGAAUGGUGUCUGGAAUGAAGCACCAGUUUGUAUAGAGCCGUGUACUGCAAAGGAAAGGGACAUGGAAAGGAAUAAUAUACAACUAAAGUGGAGAUCUGAUAGAAAGCUUUACAGUAGACAUGGUGAACCUACAGAGUUUGUUUGUAGACCUGGAUAUGAAGCUCUUCCUGACACACAGAUGAGAAUUACUUGUGAUCAAGGAAAUCUGGAAUAUCCAAAAUGCUUCAAGAGAGGAAUUGGAGAGCAGUGUGGUCCACCACCAACUGUGCAAUAUGGAGACACUGUGGAGAUUAGAAAAGUUGGCUAUAGAUCUGGUGAAAAGGUGGAAUUUAGAUGCCCAGAAUAUUAUAUUCUUGACGGAAAUAAUUUUGUCACAUGCUUGAAUGGUGUCUGGAAUGAAGCACCAGUUUGUAUAGAGCCGUGUACUGCAAAGGAAAGGGACAUGGCAAGUAAUAAUAUACAACUAAAGUGGAGAUCUGAUAGAAAGAUUUACAGUAGACAUGGUGAGCUUAUAGCGUUUAUUUGUAGACCUGGAUAUGAAGCUCUUCCUGCCACACAGAUGAGAAUUACUUGUGAUCAAGGAAAUCUGGAAUAUCCAAAAUGCUUCAAGAGAGGUUUUUGUGUAUUACAACAAUCGACUAUGCUUGCCAAUAAUAUUCAUUACAAUCUGAGCACUGUAGUGGACCAUGGUCAAACAAUCCUAUUUCAGUGUAAUGACGGAAUGAUGGCAGAAAAUAAACUUGAAGCCAAAUGUGAACAGAGAAAGAUAAACUAUCCGAGAUGUACUGCUGCAAAAAGUUGCAAGACUCCAGAAAUCCUAAAUGGGUUUGUUAAAACAGAACAACAGGCCAAUUAUGACUCCGGCUCAUAUGUGGAAUUUGACUGCAAUGAAGGAUAUGUGAUAAAUCUCGCUAUGAAGGUUAAAUGUGAAAAUGGUCAGUGGAGUAAACUACCAGUAUGUUACAGUCCAUGUAAAAUCUCCUCAGAAGAUCUCACUAAACAUAACAUUCAGCUACUUUCAUCUAAUGACCAAAAAACUAUUCCUGAUAAAAAUUAUAAACAUGGCACAGAAAUAAGUGUUGUUUGCAUGUCAGGAUUUAGACGAUCGACUAACGCAGCUUUGGUGCUCGAAUGUUAUGAUGGGAAAUUUAGGUAUCCAAGGUGCUUCUCUGGAAGCACAUGUCGUAUACUUCAAGAUGAUCUUGAUGAAAACCACUUAGAAUUGGACGAUGUGCAUGAUAAUGAAGUAUUCUAUGCCGAAGGUGAAGUAAUCCAGUAUAAAUGUAAGAAUGGAUUCUACUAUCAUGGUCAACCAACUGGAAAAUGUUCAGAACAAAAAAUGAGCUAUCCAAAAUGUACAGAAUCAUCAAUGCGAUUAGAGUAACUACAUACAGGAUGUAAAGUUGACGCCUGCAAAAA